CCGUUUCGAUUGUCUUUUUUGCAGAUAAAUCUUAGCUUUAGUUUCUUGAGAUUUAAUGUGUUGUUGAUAUUGUUUUGCCGCUUCACGAACCUUGACAAACGGUUUUUAAUGUGAGAGGAGUAGUUUAGUCAUGUUUGUUAUCUCCGGAGUCGUUUGAAUCAUUGCGUGUGAAUUUUUCUUGGUGUGUUUUUAUGAUAGUUCGUGCAUUUUCGCCUUCGGGAGUGAGUGUUAAUGCUAGAGAUGAGUUUUUGCAGGUUUGUAUGUCUGUGAUUGAUUGCUGUUCUACGCACUGUUCCCGCUGUGGCUUGUUUCGUCGGUUUUUUUGUAAAUUCGGUAGCGUAUUUUUUGAAGCUAAUUUUCUGCUGGUCUAGGGUUUAUGAAAGAGUCUAGGGCAUCUUGUCCAAAGUAUUCCGUGCUGCAGGAAAUCGAAUAUAAUAAACUUAAUCCUCUACGGGUAAUCCUUCUUUCCAAGCAGAAAUUCGAAGAGAAUGUCAACCUGAAAUUUUUGAUCCUUCCGACAUCAAUGACGAGGGUGGAGGAGGAUGGGGUGCAUGGUAACGAUGGCGUUAUUGGGGACAUUAUACAUCCAAUUGAGCGAGGAAUAAUUAAAGACUGGGAUGCAAUGGAAGACCUGUGGCGCUAUACUUUCUACACCGGCCUUGGUUGGGAACCUGGCAACGAAGGACAGCUUCUUGUUGCCGAACCUUUGUUGACUCCUAAGGUCUCACGCGAGAGAAUGGUUCAGACAAUGUUCGAGACUUUCAACGUUGGUGGUCUUUAUGCAGUGGAGCAGGCUGUGCUCUCUCUUUAUGCUGUAGGCCGCAUUACUGGUGUCGUUAUUGAUGCUGGGCAUGGAAAGAUAGAUAUUGCUCCUGUAUGGGAAGGGGCCAUACAGCACAAUGCUGUGAAGCGUUUUGAAAUUUCUGGUCAGGAUCUUACCGAUUUCCUUGCGAAAGAGCUUGCACGGUCACAACCUGAUGUGAAGUUAGACCUUGCCACUGUGGAGAUGCUUAAGGAAAAAUAUGCGGCGGUUGCUGAAGACUCAUCAGCUUAUGUCGCGACUGCUGAAGCCUGUCCUAAGAUACAACACACACUUCCUGAUGGGCAGGUUAUUUCUGUUGGUAGAGAAAGAUACGAUGUCGGCGAAGCUCUGUUACGGCCUUCUAUCUUUGGAAUAGAAGAAGAUGGUCUGGCUGAACAGUUGCUUCGCAGCGUAUCAACGUGUUCCCCUUCUGAGAAUCAGCGGCAGCUUAUUGAAAACAUCGUUUUGUGUGGAGGCACCUCUAUGAUAAGGGGUUUGGAUUCACGAUUUCAGAAGGAGGCCGUUCUAGUGGCGAAUCCUUCAGUGCGACCGUCAUUGAUUAAGCCGCCCGAGUACAUGCCUGACAAUACUUUGAUCAAUUCUGCAUGGAUGGGUGGAGCAAUUCUCGCCAAAGUUGUCUUUCCUCAGAAUCAGCACAUCACCAAAGCUGAGUACGAUGAAGCUGGCCCUCCAAUUGUUCACCGGAAGUGCUUUUGAUCACGAUCACAUUCCGAUCUUCCACCUGGUGGUCCAUUACGAUGUGCUGGUGGCUAAUUUAUCGAGAUUAUCUCUAUACUGUGGGUAAGUUUCAUGUCUCAGGAUGCUUAAGAUAGGGCGCUCUCUAUGUCUAGCAACUUGCUGAGUAUUUUAAGAACCAUGGAUAACCUCCUCUGAAUUAGUGUUUGAUGAGCAACACUAACCAUAGAAAGGUAGACCAGACUAUGGUGGCUAAAAGUCUGAAGCAACUUCGGAAUUUUAGCUAUCUGUCAUAGUUGGUACUCACUGCUCAGGUGCUUUACGCGUCUAGUUUUGUACUAUGAUUCUGGCAGUUGUCUCGACAGUGAAACACAUGUAACAAAACCUGCUCCUUCGCGCAAGUCCAGACUGCCUUACCCGCUCAAUGUGUUGGGGCUGACGCCGUGACGGUUCACUAGCGUGCAUACGUAUGGAAGCAAAUUUGACGACUGGGCUGGCCAUGGAUAUGUUUUCACAGAUUUUAAAACCGCUGUAGUGAUCUAGCAUGUAGUCCAAUGUAAAGACCUCCUAUGGACUUGUUAAAAAAUCAACUGGUAUUUGUCACCAGCUUUUGAUGUCAUUACUUUGACAUUCUUAUGAUCAAGGAUAGUCGUCAAGUUGUAGCUUGCCAAGCUUGUCAUUGUGUUUUAGAUCUACUCCUACAUUGUAGUACCUACUUCAUUGAAAUGUGUUUUCAACUUUGGUGUCAACCACAUGUACCACCAAAUUGAACAAGUGAUAUCACUUUUCGUGCC
Physcomitrium patens is the source of this 2292-nucleotide messenger RNA. Its product is annotated as actin-related protein 7. The record is from RefSeq and is a predicted model, not a curated record. NCBI's taxonomy places the organism in Eukaryota, Viridiplantae, Streptophyta, Bryopsida, Funariales, Funariaceae.